CCCCCAGGAGGCCAUGUCAUGCACAGACAGACCCCCAGAAGGCCCUGGGGGGAACACAACUGAGGAGCAUUUGGAACUGCGGAAUGAGGCCCAUGCAGAACGGUUCUUUGCUGUGGCUUUGCAGCUGAGAGAACAGCACCAUUUUGUGGAUGUGACUGUGACCCUAGGCCUAAGGAACUAUGAAGGACACAGUGUCCUCCUUGCCGCAGUGAGUUCUGUCUUCCGGCAACGUUUAGAAUGUGGGGAGCAAGGUGUGGUGGAGUUGGAUGGUGUGACUGCACCACGUGGCUGGGAGGCCAUUUUGAAUUUCGCCUACACUGGGGAGUUGGAGGCCACACCGGAGAUGGCUGGGGAGGUCCUAGAUGCAGCUGAAGCACUGGGCGUCCCUCGCGUGGCUGAGAUUUGCAAGUCGGUGUUGAUUGGGACCGAGACAGAGGGCAGGCUGAGUCCAGCGGAAGAAAAAUGGGAGAUGCUACGGAGCCUGGAGGAGCUUUAUGAAGAAGGCGUUGGUUGGGACCUGGAGCUUAAAGCUGAAGGAGAUACCUACCGAGUUCACCGCCUGGCCUUGGCUUGUGGCUGUGAGUUCUUCCAUGGCAUGUUCACCAGUGGCAUGAGGGAAUCUCGUCAGGCAGAUACCCCUCUCUGCACCCGCUUCACCUCAGCUGAUCUGGGCCUGGUCAUCUCCUUCGCGUACUCAGGAGUGCUAGUGGGCAGUUGGGAUUAUCUAUUUGAUGCUGCACAGGCUGCUCUACAGUACCAGGUCUCCGGCAUCUUGGACCUCUGCUUGGAUUUCUUCCAUCACAAGCUGACCCCUGAAUCCAGCUUGGACGUCCUCUCCUUUGCCCGGGCCUAUGGCCUACAUGAUCUGGAAAACACCGCAGAGAAUUUUGUGUUAAGGAACUUUGCUCAUGUCAUAGGAACGGCCAAGUUCCUGGACCUUCCUGUCAACCAACUUGUGGACUUCCUCAGUUCAGAUGCUCUCUACAUCCUCAACGAACUAGAGGCCUUCCAAGGAGCCAUCCGCUGGCUGGACGCUGACCGAGCUGGGCGAAUGGACUGUGCCGAGAAAGUCUUGAGCUGCAUCAGGUUCCCUUUGAUGUCUACUCGGGAGCUCAAGCAGGUGCGGGCAGAAGAAUUGAUGGCCUCCCCAGGUCGCUUCUAUAACCUCAUGGUUGAAUCUUUAGCCCGCCUUCCACCAGGCCCCUCCAAGAUGGAGCAACUCCCUUGCCGGAUGAGGUACCCAGAGAAAGUGAUAGUUAUUAGCGGAGGAGAUACUCUGGCCAAGAAUAUGGCCACUCGCAGCCCCAGCCGGGACUUCUGGUUCACCCACCGCUUCCUCAGUGGCAUCGGGUUGGUCAAGCAAGUUGAAUGGCGCCGUCUUGGGGAGCUUCCAGAAGGACCACGCUUCCGUCAUGCUGUGGCAGUCAAGGACAACGUGAUGUACAUCUUUGGGGGAAAGCACUACUAUGGGAUCAGGGACACCAUGUGCUCAGUGUACAAGUUCGAGCCCCUCUGUGGGAGCUGGGAGCGACUGGCCGACAUGACAAGUCGCCGGAGCUAUUUCCCAGCAGUCUUCCUGGAUGGCGUUUUCUACGCAUUGGGGGGCAGUUCCAAUGAUGCCUAUUGCCUGGAUUCAGUGGAGUGCUAUGAACCCCGGACCAAUGCCUGGAGGCCUUGCACAUCCCUGCCUGCACCGCUCUGCGGCCACGCUGCCUGUGUCCUGGACGGAUCCAUUUACGUCUCUGGGGGCAGUGAUGGUUCGUGCCGCUGCCAAACGACCCUGAUGCAGUAUCACCCGGGUGCCCGCCCCACCCCACUGGCCUCCAUGUGUGAGGAGCGCGCGGGUCACGCCAUGGAGCCACUGGGCGGGCGGCUCUACGUGGCAGGAGGCCUGCGAUGGAGGGAUGGCCAUGGCGGCUACGCAGAUCAGCUGGCUUGCGAAGUGUACAGCCCAGGCCAGGAUGUCUGGGUCGCCCUCAGCCCUCUGCCACAGCCUCACGUCAUUGCUGGAUCCGUCGUCCUGCAGGGGGAGCUCUACAUCCUCGGUGGCUAUAGCCACAACACCUAUCGUGAUACCCACUUGAUCCAUUGCUACAACCCAACCCACGAUCGAUGGGUCAACGUAGGGACGCUGCCUCAGGCUUACGCCGACCUCAAGGCCUGCAUCUUAGAAGUCCCUCCCUCCCUCAGGAGGAAAGAAGCCGUGCCCUUAGAUACCCCCAGCCCGGAAAUCCCCCCUCACCCUUCAGCCGAGCCCACAAACCACGAAUAAGCCUCCCCAUCUUUUCUAUAGUGGAAUCUUCUCUUAUCUUAAUAUAGACAUAGGCUCUAAUAUGCAGGUUGGUUCACUCAUUGCAUGUAUAGUUUCUAGUUGGAUUACUGCGCACUUCAUCGGAACCUGUGAAUUUGACUCAACUGGUGAGCAUUGAGACUGAGGUGAUGUCCAAAUUCUGCCUGUGGUGUUUUAUCCAGAGUGGCCCAUUUGUAGGCACAAGUCGUUGAUUGAUAUUGUAGGAAUCAAGUGACAACCACGCCAUCUGUGAGCCAACCUUGUGCUUUUAACAAAGGCAUAGCAAGCAGAAAUAAAAUGGUAAUGUUUUGCCCCCUACUACACUGAGUUAAAGCUGUAUCUGUUAAAUUUCUGCCUGCUUUGUAGCUGUUAAAGCUGCCCAGAAGCUCUGUAAGGAAGAAACAAGGCAGUAAAAUGCUAUUGCCGUGAGGUUUCUCCCCCUUUGCAGUGAUGUCCUAAGCAAGUGGCAUUGCCAGUUGUCAUCAGUGAGAAUUUAAUCUAGUUAAACAAAGCUCAGCACAAGAGCUUCUGUCUUAAGCUAAGCUGAGCAAGAGAUCAGCUGCAAAGUCUUAAUGAGCAGGUUACAAUAUGCCAUAUGAACUACAGCCUCUAACCUACUAUUUAGCUUUUAAAAAUAAAUUAUUGUGGGGAGUGUUUGAAUUCUUUGAGAAAUGUAAUCAGGAUGAAUGCAGUCUUAAGUCACAUGACUUCAGGAUUGCCAGCUUUU
Molecule: messenger RNA, 3017 nt
Organism: Elgaria multicarinata webbii
Lineage: Eukaryota; Metazoa; Chordata; Lepidosauria; Squamata; Anguidae
Gene: KLHL33
Product: kelch like family member 33
Exons: 4
Coding region: 14-2272 (752 amino acids)
Molecular function (GO): protein binding
Source: RefSeq, a predicted model, not a curated record